AUGGAUUCGUGCAUGUUAGGUAUGUGAAAUAGAGACUUAACACCAUGACAGCCCUUAAAGUGGCAAAAAGUUGUCGUCAAUUUCUCCAACCAAAAUAUCAGCCUCUGGUGAUACAAACUGCCACAUCUGUCAACCUUUUUGAUGUGGACAAAAAGAGUGGUUACCAUGACGACUUGGACGGCAAGAAAAAGAAGGGAUUUAUUGAAAGUUUAAAGUUACAGAAGGGAGAAUUUAAAUUAUUUACAGAGGAAAUAAAAGAUAAAUUAAGACUUCGUCAUCUUGAUAGAUGGAAUUUAGAUCAUGGUACUUAUGAGUACUUGUGGAAGUUUGGUGGAAAGGAAAGUGUUGAAAGAUGGACACUGACAGCUGACAGAGACAAUCUGGAGGGACAGAGUUCAGUUAACCUGUCAAUCAGUAAAGACAAUAAUGCACUCUUUCAUGGAUACCUCUCUCAACAAGUUCCCAAAGAUGGUAUUUCAAAGAAUGCUGGCUACUGCAACAUGAAAUCUCCUUCUAAUUAUAUAUCAUUCAAAAGGAAACGCCCUAUAGAUGAUAUAGGAAUAUAUAGUCAUCUUGUGUUGCGUGUAAGAGGAGAUGGAAGACCGUACUACAUAAACCUUCAGAUGAAACGGGCAUAUGAUAUAAUGUGGUCUGACCAGUUCAACUACACGUUAUAUACUAGAGGGGGACCCUACUGGCAGGUAGCCAAGAUACCAUUCUCCAAGUUUUUCUUCACUCACAAAGGCCGUAACCAGGAUCACCAAUAUCCUCCUGAUCUUCAAAACAUAGAAAAUAUCGGAAUCACCAUGGCAGAUGGUGUGGAAGGCCCUUUCCAGCUUGAGAUAGACUACAUAGCUGUAUUAAAUGAUGCAAAUCAUUUAGAAGAAACAGCAUAUGAGGACUACAACUAUACCUUCUGAUUUGUAGUUUUUGUUUUUACAUAUUAAUUUAUUCAAAGUCAGGGCUAUAGAUAGAAAUAUUAUCUACAUGAAAGAAAACUGGUUAAAAUCCAGGAAAGUUAAUUUUUCUAAGACCAUUAAAAUUAAUAUGUGUAUCAGGUUAGUGCAAUAACCUGACUGUUGUUGGCGAUUACGAAAAAAAACCCAAAUAAAUAUACAUAACAGUACAUGUAUGUAUGUGAAAUUGAUUAAGAAUGUGUGACUGAUGUGUAAUGCAGUGUAUUAUUAAAUAGGGGAAAUGAUACAGAGUUAUGAGUUUAAAUUUUAUUAAUACUCAACUGUCACAUGCUAUGUACUAUGUUUUGCCUAAUCAUUGCGUUUUGUUAAGAAUAAAAGAUACAUAUAUA
This is a messenger RNA of Ylistrum balloti, 1306 nucleotides long. Its product is annotated as complex I intermediate-associated protein 30, mitochondrial-like. Gene Ontology annotation, cellular component: mitochondrion. The record is from RefSeq and is a predicted model, not a curated record. Bases 45 to 920 code for a protein of 291 amino acids. Gene Ontology annotation, biological process: mitochondrial electron transport, NADH to ubiquinone; mitochondrial respiratory chain complex I assembly. The transcript has 4 exons. Lineage: Eukaryota; Metazoa; Mollusca; Bivalvia; Pectinida; Pectinidae.